AUGAGGAUGCAGUCGAGAGCAGCAAGGAUGACAGCAUCUCAGAGGAACGUGAUGAUAUCCACUGUGAGCCAGUCGCCCAGCUCCCCGAGCAGGUGGGGUGUCACUUUGUUCAGGAAUGGACUUUAUCGCUUUGACAAGGCCGCAGCUCAGUGGAAGGAUCGUGGUAUUGGGGAUAUCAAGAUCCUGGGGAACACUUCGAUGAAGCGUUAUCGUGUCAUUAUGAGGAGGGACCAGGUCUUGAAGCUCUGUGACAACCACUACAUCACCACGGAAAUGACCCUUGAGUCCAACGCAGGGUCUGAGAAUUCCCUGGUUUGGCAGGCCAUGGACACAUCGGAGGGCGAACCACAAAUGGAGGAGCUGGCCGUGCGGUUAAGGCUAGCCGGGACCACCCACCGCUUCGAGACAGUCUUUGAAGAGUGCCAGGCAGAAUUGAGGAAACAGAGGGCAGUGUCUCAUCACAGCUUGCUACGAAAGGGACAUCCCCCAGCACGCAAUACCAUAGAGAAGCUGCAGUCCUUUCAGUGA
Molecule: messenger RNA, 528 nt
Organism: Acanthaster planci (crown-of-thorns starfish)
Lineage: Eukaryota; Metazoa; Echinodermata; Asteroidea; Valvatida; Acanthasteridae
Product: E3 SUMO-protein ligase RanBP2-like
Biological process (GO): intracellular transport
Cellular component (GO): cytoplasm; nuclear pore
Molecular function (GO): zinc ion binding; GTPase activator activity
Source: RefSeq, a predicted model, not a curated record